Megalobrama amblycephala (Wuchang bream) is the source of this 2202-nucleotide messenger RNA. RefSeq names its product armadillo repeat containing 6 (gene armc6). NCBI's taxonomy places the organism in Eukaryota, Metazoa, Chordata, Actinopteri, Cypriniformes, Xenocyprididae. Gene Ontology annotation, biological process: hematopoietic progenitor cell differentiation. The record is from RefSeq and is a predicted model, not a curated record. Gene Ontology annotation, molecular function: protein binding. Bases 167 to 1570 code for a protein of 467 amino acids. The transcript has 8 exons.
UAGCGCUCUGUCGUAAUUCUCUGUGAUUCUCGAAGAGUUUGCGCCAGUUAUAUUCCGUUGCGUUCAGUUGCUAUUCUAAGCUUACUCUGUUUGCGUACUGCCUACUGUUUCUCCAGGGAGGCUUUUAUCAUAAGGGUCCAGGCUGGGUGUUGCAUCUGCUGCAGUCAUGGCGAAACGCAGGAUAACACAGGAGACCUUUGAUGCUGUGGUUAAAGAAAACAUUGAGGAGUUUGACAUGGAGGGCAGCGAAGCUUUGAAAGAGGCCAUCGAGCAGUUUGAAUCUCAGGGUGUGGAUCUCAGCUUCAUUGUUAAAGCAGUGCCCAAAGUUUGUUCUGAAGAAAACUCGGAGGAUCAACCUCAUGAGGUUCUUCAGGCUUUAGAGUCUCUCAGAAAUGCAGUGGCGUCAUCGUCCGCAUCUGUCCUGGAGGAUCUGAGAGUCUUCACCCAGCAGUGCUCUCUCGGCUUCGCACAACGAUACCUGGCGGCUCAAAAGGAGGCGUAUCCCACGAUUCUCGCUUGCUGCCAGAGAGCCGGUGACGAGAAGGAAGCCCUUUCGGUUGCUCUCGCCGCCCUCUCGGCGCUAACAGACGGCCAGCCCGAUCUCCUGGAUGUGGAAGGUCGAGAGUUUUUGAUCAGCGCUUUAACUGCGCACCAGACGGAUCCCGCUCUCACCUGCUUGUGUAUCCGUGUCGUACGGCACUUCUCUCUGAAACACGAGAACAACCGGCAGGGUUUGGUGAAGGCGGGCGUGCUGCCGCUGCUCACCGGGAGCAUCACGCGCCACAUUGAACUUCCCGAGGUCGUGAAGGAGGCCUGUGUCGCGCUGAGGAUCAUGACCUUUGAUGAUGACGUGCGUGUUCCCUUUGGACAGGCUCAUGAACAUGCCAGGAUGAUCGUGGUAGAGCAGAACGGACUGAAAGUUAUUGUUGAAGCUGCUAAAGCUCACUCAGGAAACGCCUCAGUGCUCAGUGAACUCUGUGCCACUCUGUCCCGUCUGGCCGUGAGAAACGAGUUCUGUCAGGACAUCGUGGACCUCGGAGGCCUGAACUUCAUGAUCACACUCCUGGCUGACAAUCUAGAUUGUCAGGAGCUCGUGAAGCAGGUGCUCAGCGCAUUGAAGGCUAUCGCAGGAAAUGAUGACGUCAAAGAUGCCGUCGUUAAUGCAGGCGGGGGGGAAUUUAUCAUCAUGGCCAUGAACCGUCACAUGUCCAAUGCACAGGUGUGUGAGCAGGGAUGUGCGGCGCUGUGUGUCCUUGCUCUCCGCAAACCCAACAACUGUAAGGUCAUCAUGGAGUGUGGUGGAGCGCUGGCGGCUCUACAGGCCAUGAAGAACCACCCGGCUGAAGUUAAUGUGCAGAAACAGUCCUGCAUGCUGCUGAGGAACCUGGUGGCGCGCUCACGUGACUUCACUCAGCCCAUUCUGGAGAUGGGAGCGGAGGCGCUGAUCUCGCAGGCUCUGACGGCUCACAGGGACUGUGAUGACGUGGGUCGAGCCGCGCUGAGAGACCUCGGCUGCCAGGUGGAGCUACGAGAACUCUGGACAGGGAAGAAAGGAAGCCUGAGUCACUGAACUGUUGCCUAAUGUCUGCUAACAAUCACGAUUAAAUCAUGUGACAACAUGUCCUAACUGUGGAGGUCAUACGUAUGUGAUCAAACAUCCUUCCAGUAGAACUGAAGUGCAUCUGACAUCAGACCACGUGAAUAAGAUGCAUUACAAGUUACAGUGUAGAUAUGUGUGUUUUUUAGUCUAAACAGGUUAUUGCAGAUAUUUAUAGUUUGUACAAUGUUUUUAACCACUGUGCUUGUUCUGGAUUCAUUUGAGCUGAUGUUCACUAAAUUCAGAAGUGCAUUGCUGGAUUGCAUUUAACCCUUAGUAUAUUUAAUGUAAGGACCAUCAUCCAGCGCUGUAUCCUAUAUGAGCGUUCACCGCAGUGCUUUUGAUGCUUUUUUUUUGUACCCUUUCAUGCACAACAUGACAUCUCAGUUGUAAGUGUUGAUUCUGUGUUUAAACCUGCUCUGUACUGGAACCGUUUGUGUUUGAUUAAAUCAAGCAGCUCUGGAGUCACAUUGCCAUGUUUAUAUGAGUUUUGCACUGGCCAGGGUACAAAAUGUACCAUUGUAAAUGUAUAUUAAAAUACAUUAGUUAUAGUUGCAGCUGUAAAAUCAUAAUAAAUGAAUAUCGUAAUCCAGUAUGUAUUAUAA